AUGACGUGGCGCCCCUGUUUUCUGGACGCUAUGAUCGCCUUAUCAUGGGAGGCGAUUUCAACUGUGUCCUCCAUCCGCAGGACCAAGUGCCUGGUUAUUCGCCAUGCACGACUUACGAAGGCUGCUCCAGUGCCACUCACGCCAGCGUCCCUCGAAGGAGUUUCAACAUCGACAUCUCCUUUCAGACUGCACCAGCUGUUGGAGGCGUACACUUCCGUCAGACGCGCCACACAGCUGCUGCAGAGCCACUUCGGUGCUCCCGUGGCUGUCAGCGUGGCGCAGUCGGUGUGCUGUUCCACUUGCAGCGCCUACGAAGUGCUACUGACACAGCUGCGGCCUCAGUGGGCAGAGCAGUUGCCACUAAGUCCCUCGGUGGGCAACUCGCUCUUGUGGCUCACCUACCACUGGCUCCGGCUGACCACGGUGUCGCGGGCCUGCGGUUCAGUCGAGCACGCGGCGGCGAAUACCAGCGAACUCGUCCUGAGGGCUGCCGUGGCGUCUGAGGGCCGCUGUGCUGACCUGGAGUCUUUGCUCGUUCUCGUCACACACGGGCCACCAUUGCAUUUCUCCGCAGCCGGAUUCUUCAUCGUCAACCGCCGCCUACUGGUCUCAGCACUAGCUAUUGUCGUUACUUAUUUAAUCAUCCUGGGACAGCUCACCCCAAAGCAGUGA
Molecule: messenger RNA, 672 nt
Organism: Schistocerca piceifrons (Central American locust)
Lineage: Eukaryota; Metazoa; Arthropoda; Insecta; Orthoptera; Acrididae
Exons: 2
Coding region: 1-672 (223 amino acids)
Biological process (GO): sensory perception of taste
Cellular component (GO): membrane
Source: RefSeq, a predicted model, not a curated record